Messenger RNA from Solanum dulcamara, 2186 nucleotides. Its product is annotated as F-box protein At5g51380-like. The record is from RefSeq and is a predicted model, not a curated record. The transcript has 2 exons. Gene Ontology annotation, biological process: SCF-dependent proteasomal ubiquitin-dependent protein catabolic process. Gene Ontology annotation, cellular component: SCF ubiquitin ligase complex. Lineage: Eukaryota; Viridiplantae; Streptophyta; Magnoliopsida; Solanales; Solanaceae. The coding region runs from base 307 to 1806 and encodes 499 amino acids. Gene Ontology annotation, molecular function: protein binding.
AUCUCAUUGGUUGAACCACCUCGGUGCAAGAAAACAAAAAAAUUAUACACACAGAAAGAUUGUGCGCCCCACAAAUCUCAUCUGCUGAGAACUGUAUUCCUUUCUUCAACUUGUAAAGAAUUUUUCCAUACAGCUUUCUAUAUAUAUAGAUUCGUGAGUUCAAUAACCCUAAUAAUGGUGAAGUUGUAGAGAGAAAGUGAGCUAAAAGCUUGGCGAUGUUGGAGAAGUGGUGCGGAAAUCGAGGUAAAGAUUCCCGUCUUUGUAACUUUAACCCGGACCCGGUUUGUAACAUUGACUGUGCAAGAAAUGCCUACGUCACCUGAAGAAAACCCUAACCCUAAGGUGAAAUCGUCGGCGACGGCGAAGAAACGGCGGUCGAGCUUGUCGGAUAUAUGGUUUAACAAGGAUACUCAGGCGUUGAAGCAAUUGGUGCUUCAAAUGCGAGCUCAAUCGGUUUCUAAUUCCACUACUCCACCUUCUGAGUCUGAAUCUGAUAUCCAAUCCCUAACCCUAGAAGACCCGGAGCCGACCCGUUUCAGUUCAGCACCGGAUUAUACUACCCUACUUUCUGAUAAGUUGCUUUUGAGUGUGCUUUCGAAGCUUCCAGAACAGCAACAUAUUUCUAAUUCAUUGGUUUGUAAGCGUUGGUGUAAGCUUAGUGGGAAGUUGGUUAGGUCUAUUAAGCUGUUCGAUUGGGAAUUUUUGGAAUCUGGGAGGCUUAGUUAUAGGUUUCCGGGUUUAAUUGACAUUGACCUAGUUCGAGCUUUUGUAAAAUCACGGAGGAAUUCGGGAAUUGUGAUGAGUCAUAGGCUCAUUUCAGUGCAUUUGGAUUCGAGCUCUAUCGAUGGAGGGUUUGUUAGGAAAGAGGGGUUUUUGGGAAAAGAGGUAAUUGAUGGAGGGGUUAAGGUUUUAGUUGAGGGUUGUGCUAAUUUAAGAAGAAUAGCAUUGAUGAAUGCAAGUGUAGAGGGGCUGGGUUAUUUGGGUGAAAAGUGUGAAACUUUGCAGGAGUUGGAAUUGCAUUUCUGUGAUGACUUCGCAUUGAAGGGGUUGUCUGGCUGUAGGAAUUUGCAGAUACUGAAAUUGGUUGGCUGUAUUGAUGGAUUAUAUAAUUCCAUGGUUUCGGAUAUAGGGUUGACCAUUUUGGCUCAAGGAUGUCCGCGUUUACUGAAGCUUGAGCUGAUCGGAUGUGAGGGAAGUUAUGAUGGGAUCAAAGCAAUUGGCCAGUGCUGUCAGAUGCUAGAGGAAUUGAUACUUUGUGAUCAUAGGAUGGAUGGUGGGUGGUUGUCAGCUUUGUCAUAUUGCAGCAACUUGAAAACUUUAAAGCUUCAGUGUUGUAAGGUUUUAGAUUCACGUCCUGGCCCUGAUGAGCACUUGGGUUCUUGUUCUACUCUCGAGGAUCUACAUUUACAACAGUGUCAAUUACGGGAUAAGCAAGGUGUGAGAGCAUUGUUUAUGGUUUGUGGGACUGUCCGAGAGCUCGUCUUUGGAGACUGUUGGGGAUUAGACAACACUAUAUUUGCUUCUGCAAGUGUUUGUCGGAGCUUGAAAAUUCUCUCUUUGGAAGGAUGCUCGUUGCUCACGACGGAAGGAUUAGAUUCGAUAGUUCAGUCAUGGAAAGAGAUUGAAAGGCUUAAGGUAGUCUCAUGUUACAACAUUAAGGAUAGUGAAAUAACACCAGAACUAGCAACUUUAUUUUCUGUUCUCAAAGAGCUAAAGUGGAGGCCAGAUUCUCGAUCAUUUCUAUCAUCAGGUCUUGAAGGGACUGGUAUUGGGCAGAAAGGUGGUAGAUCGCUGCGGAGGAAGUAGAGUGUGGACAAACUGAUGACAAGAAAUUGAUUCCUUUGUACACUCUAGGAGGUUUAGCCGUGCAAAUAUUAUGAAAAUGCAAGUAAUAACAUUUGACGGUUUUGGCAUGUGCAUUCCGUCAAAACUCUGAAGAUGCUUUGGUAGAUCUUUUGUUGGUUUAUAGCCAAUCAACCAAUUCUCUUUAGGUUUAGAAUACUAAAUUUUUCUCCGUUUUGUACAUGGGUUAGCCUUUUUGUACCAAAUACAGUGGUAGCUAGCUAUGUGUUUUAGAUUUAUAGUUACCUCUUGAACAACUCGAGAAUAAUGUGUACGAGAUUUUUAAAUUUGAUAAAUGUACUGAUUUCUAGGAAUAAAGAAGGGAGUCGUACUCAUUCUUUUUA